UUUUAUGCCCGGGUCGUUUUGCUGGCUUUGGAGUUGCGGCCGCGAUCGGGAAUGAUCACUGAGGACUAGAAGACUGACGAGCCCUUUUGCGCUUUGGAUCUGCGUACGUGGGGAAAAAGAGAGACGGUUCUCUCUCUCUCUCUCUCCGCCCCGCCGCCUAUUUGCAGUCCCGGAGGACGCCCAAGGACUGUUAACCUGUGUCAGCAUGGAGGAUUUGGAAGACCUGCAAAUACCUUCUAUGCAAAUUUCCCCACCCAUCACUUGAUGUUCACCCUAGGAAACGGCCGUCCUUCUGCUCUGAUUAAAGACAUGAAAGGGCUGCUUUACCACCUUCCAGCCCUGGAGUCUAACCAAGCCUCCUCCUCCUCUCUCCCUCGGGAAGGAAGAGUCUGGGAUCUGGGUGAUGACAUCAGCUGCCACGAGCCAAGAAAAGGAGGCCUCUCGUUUCUCUCGGGACGUCCCUCGGCUGCGGAUUCUGACUGGGGCGAUGGGUUUGCACAGCCACCGUCUCCUGCUGAUGCUGCUGAUGCUCCCAGGCUUUGGCUCUCCGUUCAACAUUGACGUGAAGAGGCCUCAGAUCUUCCGCGGCCCACAGGAAGCACAGUUCGGAUACAAGGUCUUGCAGUACACAGCCCAGGGGCAGAAAUGGAUGCUGGUGGGAGCCCCCUGGGAUGGGACGGAAGACGACCGAAAAGGCGACGUUUACAAGUGCAUCGUGGGAGAGAAAAAUAAUUCAACUUGUGCCAAAGUCAACAUAGGUGACAUGGCUCUUCGGAACAACUCCAAGCAAAUAAAAAAUAUGCAUUUUGGAAUGACGCUUGUGGCCAACAAAGAUGACGGGUUUGUGGCGUGUGCCCCGCUGUGGUCCCAAGAAUGCGGCACAUCCAUGUUUAGCACCGGGAUCUGCACCAGUGUGGACGAGAACUUCCGGCCGAUGGAAAACAUCGCCCCGACGGCUCAGAGAUGCUCAACCUACAUGGACAUCGUAAUUGUCCUGGAUGGGUCCAACAGCAUCUAUCCUUGGUACGAGGUACAGAACUUCCUUAGCAACAUCCUCAGCAAAUUUUUCAUCGAUCCAGAGCAGAUCCAAGUUGGGGUCUUGCAGUACAGUGAGGUUGCCAUCCACGAAUGGACUCUUAAGGACUACCAAACAGCAGAGGAGGUCAUUGAAGCGGCCAAAAACAUUAGCCGACAGGAGGGUCUGGAAACGAGGACGGCUUCUGCAAUCCACAAGGCCUGCACAGAGGCCUUCAGUCCAGAACGAGGCGGGAGAGAGGGGGCCACCAAACUGAUGAUCGUGGUGACCGACGGGGAGUCCCAUGAUGGCGAAGAACUCCAGGACGCCCUGGAAGAGUGUGAGGAACGGAAUGUGACGCGCUACGCCAUUGCGGUGUUGGGACACUACAUCCGGCGGCAGAAAGAUCCAAACUCUUUCAUCAACGAAAUCAAAUACAUCGCCAGCGACCCCGACGAGAAGUAUUUCUUCAACGUGACCGAUGAGGCAGCCUUAAAUGAUAUUGUGGAUGCUUUGGGCGAUAGGAUAUUCAGCCUCGAAGGGACCCGCGAAUAUAGUUCCUUUGAGCUGGAAAUGUCCCAGAUCGGCUUCUCCACUCACCUUCUCGAGGAUGGGAUCCUCUUUGGCAUGGUGGGGGCCUACGACUGGAAUGGGGCCGUGCUGAAGGAGGGCAGGACGGGUCGCUUCAUCCCGCCGCGGGAAGCCUUUGAGAGGGAGUUCCCCCUGAAGCUGAAAAACCACGCUGCCUAUCUGGGCUACACAGUCUCCUCAAUCAAACUCAGGAACGGGAAGGGGCUGUACGUGGCCGGCGCCCCCCGUUUCAGACACAAGGGGAAGGUGAUCUUGUUUGAGAUGAACAGCGGCAGCAGCGUAACCAUCUCCCAAGCCCUGAUUGGAGACCAGAUUGGCUCAUACUUUGGCAGUGAAGUGUGUCCCGUGGAUGUGAACGGAGAUGGAAUCACAGACGUACUGCUGGUGGCUGCCCCCAUGUACCUGGGCCCUCAGAACAAGGAGACCGGUCGAGUUUACAUCUACAGAGUGGGGCAGUUGCUCCUGUCUUUCAAUGGGACCCUCCAUGCUGACCCCAAACCUCAAGACGCUCGCUUCGGCUACUCCCUCCUGGCCGUGCCUGACCUUAACCACGACAGCUUUAAUGACGUGGUGGUGGGUGCACCGUUGGAGGAUAACCACCAGGGCGCCGUCUACGUCUACCACGGGUACCGCACCACCGUGCUGCCGCGCUUCAAACAGCGAAUUGAAUCGUCCGGGCUCCGCCAGGGGCUCAGUUACUUUGGCCGCAGCUUGGACGGGCAGAUCGAUUUGGACGGGGACGGCCUGGUGGACCUUGCCGUUGGGGCUCAGGGUGCAGCCGUAGUCUUGAGGUCAAGGAGGAUUGUGCAGGUCAACGCCUCCAUCUCUGCCAACCCUUCCUCCAUCAAUGUGAUCCAGAAGAACUGCCAAAGGAACGGCAAAGAGUCCCUCUGCGUCACGGCCAACGUCUGCUUCGGCACGUCUUCUCGCUCUCUGGGCCCGAGGGACAGUCACUUUAGUAUAAAAUACAACGUCUCCCUGGACGACAGGAAGUUCGGCACCAGGGCGGUGUUUGACGGCAACUCCAAAAAGCUGCUUCAGAAGAGGAUUCGGGCCACUGUGGGCCGGACGGCCUGCUCGACGGCCCGCUUCCACGUCAUCGACACCUCGGAUUACCUGCGGCCCGUUGCGGUCAUGGUGAAAUUUGCGCUGAAUGACGCAGAGCCUGGCCCCGUGCUGGACGAGAAAUCGCCCGCCGCUGUGAAGAAACUGAUCCCCUUCUUCAAGGACUGCGGUGAGGACGAUGAGUGUAUAACGGAUCUGGUACUGCAAGCUCGGAUGGAUAUCACCGGAACCAGGCAGAAGCCUCACGUGAUCCGUAAAGGGAAGCGGAAGGUCGUGGUGGACGUCCUCCUGGAGAACAAGAAUGAGAAUGCCUACAAUGCCAGCCUUGGGCUCUGGUUUUCCAAGAACCUCCACUUCUCCAGCCUGGUGCUCAAGGGAGAAAACCCGGUGAAAGUAGAAUGCACCACCCCGAGCGCUCAAACGCGUGCGUGCAGUGUGGGCUACCCUGUCUUCAAGUCCUUGGCAAAGGUGGCCUUUGUCCUUGAGUUUGAAUUCAGUUGCUCUUCCCUUCUGAAUAGAGCCCAGGUGAAACUCACAGCCAGCAGCGAUAGCCGCGAAUUGAAUGAGACGCUGAGCGACAACACUGUGCAACCGCUGGCCCAUGUCCGUUAUGAGCCUGACCUUUUCUUGACCAGUGAGUCUACACUGAACCGCUACGAAGUACAUCCCAUUGGGACAUUUCCAGAUGGCAUGAGCCCUGAGUUCAAGACCACCAUCAAGGUGCAAAACCUCGGCUGCUUCACAGUGGGGAACCUCUCCGUCCUCAUGGAUCUGCCUGCCACAGCCUAUCAGAACAGUGAAUUCCUCAAGGUCACACGCAUCAUUGCAGAGAACGUGACCUGCAGCUUGCAAAAUCUGACCGAGCCGACGCAAAGGACAGCUGGGGGCGAGAUCCAUGUUCACCCAGAAGAUCUCGGACACACAGAGAAAUUGAACUGCACCAAUGCCGGGUGCCAAGCGGUGAGGUGCGAACUGUCACACCUCGAGAGGAACUCUGAAGUCUCCAUCCACCUGCUGAGAGCCGUCCGCAACGAGUUCUUCAGGAGGGCCAACUUCAAGACCGUGAAGGUGGUCAGCCGGUUCACGCUGAGCACUCACGAAGACGACAGCCUCCUUCUCCUGCCACGGGCCGGCCAUCAGCGGGAGACCAUCUUGGAAGUGAUCCAGUCAACGCUGGUCCCCGUUUCACUCUGGAUCCUGAUUGGCAGCAUCAUUGGCGGACUCUUGUUGCUGGCCUUGAUCAUCAUCUUUUUGUGGAAGCUUGGAUUUUUCACCCACAAAAAGCCUGGGGAAGAAGAGAAAGAGGACCAAUAACUACGGGGCUUUGAGAGAGGACUCUUCACUCGUUAGAAACGAGCAGCUACGGGGGGGGAAAUCCGGAACGGGCUCUGGUCCCGUCCUCCUCCGACUCCUUUUGAAUCUAUGGAAGCCCAAAGACAAUUUCCUGAGGACUUCCGUCAUCUUCGUUUUCUUUUGGAAAGCUGGAAAAUGCCACCUCCCCUCUGCUGGAGCCACAAU
This is a messenger RNA of Elgaria multicarinata webbii, 4189 nucleotides long. It is a transcript of the gene ITGA10, whose product is annotated as integrin subunit alpha 10. NCBI's taxonomy places the organism in Eukaryota, Metazoa, Chordata, Lepidosauria, Squamata, Anguidae. Gene Ontology annotation, molecular function: integrin binding. The record is from RefSeq and is a predicted model, not a curated record. The transcript is spliced from 33 exons. Gene Ontology annotation, biological process: cell-matrix adhesion; integrin-mediated signaling pathway; cell-cell adhesion. Gene Ontology annotation, cellular component: integrin complex; external side of plasma membrane. Bases 404 to 3985 code for a protein of 1193 amino acids.